UUUCUUUAGUUGAGUGUUUCUGUAGUACACGUUUCUCGAUACUGGCCGGAAGUAACUGAGUGACAAUAUGGUGCGCAGUACCGGAGUGACCUUUGUAUUUGCUCUGACUUUAGCUGGUUUUGUGCCAGUGGCUUCACCGGCAUGUACAGAUCCCACUGUUGUUAUCAAGCCACUCAAAGUCGUCACCGUAGCGAUCGAUGAUUUAUACAACAAUGUGGGUAUGCCUCCCGGAUACUUCCAAAAUAUUUUACUGAAAAUCGCAGGCCCGGAUAAUCCCAUUGAUCCAGUUCCCAUUUAUGCCAGCAAUUUUGACGAUGCCGUGAAUGCUUUGGAAAACGGCACGGCGGAUGUCAUGGCGUGUGCCGUGGAAAGCGACGGAGUGUACAAGGACCGGAAUGUUCUGUUUAGCGUCCCGUUCUUCACUCAGAACGUCACACAAAUAUCCAGCCUGAAUAAAGCGCUGACGCCCAAAGGAGUUAGUACAUGGUCCAUCACACCGCAGCUGCAGAGCAUCAAGCAAAAUCUGGACCAAUAUACGUCCAAAUCGGACAUGAUCAGCUCCGCUUCAUCCGACAUCCGGGAUGCGGGAGCGACAGGGGCGGCAUUGACAUCGGCGAUUGGGAAACUGUUCCCGAAAUCCGCACUGGACGACGCACUAGCACAGGCUUUCGAUGGGACCACGGUCUUCAUUGGACGCACACCGGUGACCGAUAACAAACUGACCAAGAAUCUCCAGUACAAUAAUCCUCUGACCGGCCUCAAGCAGACCGUCCUGAAAACGGUCACACCGUCCUGGGCUGUCCGAAACAAUGUUAUUAUUCAGCUACGAAUUAAUGCCGGUCUCCUGAAACUCCGCGGUGAUCAGAUGAAGCAGAUCUUUAAAGCCACAUUCCCGCUUUCCACAUUUGAAGAGCCGGCCAUCACAAUCACUUUGCAAGAUGUCGUCACGGAACUCAACAAACUGAUGCAGGAAUGCACCGCCUCAUCCACGACGACUUCCACUACACAGUCGUCCACCUCGGUUGACACAACCACCGGAUCCGCCAACAUAUCACCACAAACCACCGCCGAUGGUCUGACAACACCGGCAUUGACGUCCGGCGCGACCACCGCGACGGGUGCACCGGCGUCGUCCACUUCGGCACCUACGACAGCAUCUGGCACAACCGCUAAUGUAACGCCAACCUCCGCUUCGGCCACUACUGCAACAUCCACCGAUACCACUACUGACACCGGUUCUGGCACAUCACUGGCGCCGACCGGUAGUGUUACUUCGGCAACAACAUUGACUGGCUCAUCCGGAACGAGUUCGGCACCAACCGGAAGUUCGGCACAAAGCGGCACAUCCACGGCAUCCACCACAACUUCCGGCCAAGUAACUUCGUCCCCUUCGACUGCAUCUUCGACAUCCGGCACAACCGGUACCGGAACAUCGGCUUCUUCGGCAACUACUGGAGCUUCCCAAUCGACUACCGGUUCUGGCACCUCAUCAGGGUCGACUGCUACUUCGGUAACAACAUCAGCGGGUUCCUCCGGAACCGGCACGACGUCCACCGGAAUUUCGGCACAAAGCGUUACGUCGACAGCAACCAGCACCACUUCCGGUCAAGGUAGUUCACCCACUUUGGCCGCAUCUUCGGCGACAGCGGGUACAACCGCUACCGGCACACCAGCGCCCUCAACGGCAGCUACUGUAACGUCCGCCGGUUCCACGAUAGCUGCGCAAUCGACUACCGCUUCAGGUACAUCAACAGCAUCGACUGUGACUUCGGCAACAACAUUAACGGGUCCUUCCGGGACAGGUUCCACACAGAGCGGCGCAUCAGCCAUCACCACUUCCGGUCAAGGUAGUUCGCCUACUUCAACUGCAUCAUCGACUGCGUCCGGCGGAACCGCCGCGGUAACAUCAACGUCUCCAUUGGGAGUUACUACGACGUCCCCAGGUGUCACUGGAAAUACCGCUCAGUCGACCACGAUUGCUGGAACAUCUUCGACGUCGAGCGGUGCUAGUGUUGGCACUUCGGCGACGGCAUCAACGGGUUCAUCUGGAGCGAGCGUGACGCCGACAGGCAGUUCGCCACAAAGCAGCGUAUUGACCACGCCCACUGGUACCACGCCAACGUCCGCAACCACUACCGCCUCAUCCACGACGUCCGGAGCUGGCGCAUCUUCACCAGGAAGUACAGCCGGCAGUUCGGCGUCGACCACUUCCGGAACAUCGUCGACCACUCCCGCACCGUCCACCACUUCCGGAACAUCGCUGACAACUCCCGGAGCACUGUCGACCGAAUCCUCUGGAACCAGAUCCACAUCUUCCGGGAGCACGUCCGCCGUUACCGGGACGACAUCAGCCAUCAGUACAACGGGAGGAUCAGGAUCCACGGGGAUCAGUGCGGGCACUUCCGGAAGCACUACGGCUGGCCCGAUGUCCGUUGCUCCCACUGGUUCUGUAACAAACCCAACAUCGACAACCGAUAACGAAGAAACAACCACCUCCCUGGCAAAUAGUGGAUCAACCGGUAAUUCCGAUUCCGACAUCACGCCGGUGGCCGGCGGAACUUUCGUCACAACGGGCGAUGACGCAGUAUCCACGGUGUCUUCUGGAACAGGGGCCACUUCCUCCGGAAGUACAUCGAAUACCGGCGCCUCGAGCUCGGUGACCGAUUCAGCGUCGACCGUCGCCGACGGUGACGCAACUUCCGGAACAGGUUUCACCACUGAAAGUCCUUCCGAGGGUGCUUCAACGGUGGUUUCAACCGGUAACACAGGUGAUAAUGAAAACACACCGGUUGUGUCCAUCACAACGAUGUCGUCAACCGGUAGUACAUCCGAGGACGGCGUUUCCGGUUCGUCGACAAAUGACAACGAUGGUGCGGUAACACCGACGAGCAGCGGUGGUGUGACCUUUUCAAGCGGCACCACUGGAACCGGCGCUACGACGUCCAACCUACCGAGUGGUUUGACAACGGACGGUUCGGACAUUCUGGACUUCGACCCGACCAACCAACCCAGUCAGUCCGGUGGCACUGUACCACCGGCAUCAACGGUUACGGGUGGCACAAUUACCACACGAUCAGGGGUUCCGGUCACUGGCCAGUCGGAUAACCAAGACGAAACAACGACUGCUCCCAUAAUGUCAACGACUGGUGGUAACGAUGAUGGUGCAACAAGUGCCGGAGCCGUUACUGGUUUCACCAUAAUCACGUCUGAUGGUGGCGAUAACGAUGUAACCAGUAGCGGAGCCGUCACCGCCAUCGUUACUACUUCCGACGGUAACGAUAACGACGUAACCAGUGUCGGAACUGUUACAACUGGUGAUAACGAUGUAACCAGUACCGGAAGCGUUACAUCCAAUGGCAACGAUGUAACCAAUGCUGGUACCGUUACUGGCUCCACCGUUACCACAAGUGCCAGCCUACCAUUUACUGGCCAGUCCGAUAACCAAGACGGCACAACUGUUGUUUCACCAACCGCAACAUCGGACAGUAACGAUAACGAUGUAACCGGCACCGGGUCGACACUGACCACUUCCGGCUCCGAUCAAACAGAUAACAGCGCCACCAACAGCGCAACCGAUAAACCGGACGGUGGCGGCUCAAGCGGAUCACCGCAGCCAUCGACGGGCGAUUCCGAGUCAUCCACAUCCGGUUCCAGCACAAACGGAAAUAGCGAUGACCCAACCCCGUCAUCUGUCCCCGUAACCGGGCAGUCUGAUAGCGACGGGUCCAGCGUAUCACCACAAUCGUCUACACCCGACGAUUCAGAUUCGUCCACUUCCGGUUUAAGCACAACGGCGGACAGCGAUGGCUCGUCCUCCACUUCCGGUUCCAGCACAACCGAGGAUAACGACGGUUCUUCCACGUCCGCAACCGAUAAACCCGACGGUUCCGACUCUAAUUCAUCUUCCCAGUCAUCAGUUACCGGAGAUACCAAUGCGUCCGGGGGGUCCACCACUUACGGUGCUAGUACAGCGGGAGGUGACGACGGUUCGUCGACCACAUCCGGAACCGGUAAACCUGACGGUUCCGACUCGAGUGCAUCGUUUCAAACGACAUCUACCGAUGACUCCGAUUCUUCUAGUAAAUCAACGACUUCCGGUUUUACUACUACCGCGGGCAACAACGACUCGCCGACGACCUCUGGAAGUGACCAACCCGAUGGUCAAGAAUCCGGUUCUUCACCACAGACAUCGACGGUUGAUGCGGAUUCCAAUGAAUCCACGACACCCGGCUCAACUACUUCCGGGGAUACGAAUGACCUUUCAACACAACAGUCGUCCAAUCCACAGACCGAUCAAAAUGAAACCGGCGACCCAACCGGACCCAGCACGACAUCCGUUACCGGUUCCGAGACGCAGGACGUCUCCACCACGGAAUCCUCCGACGCCGGCUCCACGUCGCAAGUUCCAUUCACACCGAGUACGAACGGCGAGUCGACCAGUGCCGCUACGGGAAGCUCAUUCGGGAUCUCCGAAGCUAACGGUAACCCGGCAACAGGCUCUGGAGACUCGUCCGCAACAUCGUCAACGCCAUCAUCCGACCAGAACGAAACCGGCGAAACGACCGGGUUCAGCGUGUCACACAGCGGCUCGGAAACACCGGACGCCACUGCAACUACCGGUGCCGGUCAGUCCAGCGAGCCUUCCGGUGAGCAAACCGACUCACUGACUUCGGUGACGACAACGAGUUCGAACGAAAAUGAUGGAACAAGUGCCAGCGGGAACACCGAGUCGGAAGACAGCAUAACUUCUCCAAAUCCAGCGUCAACGUCCAGCGCCGGUGAUACUGAUGGGCCAGACGGCACUUUCACCACAACCGGAAGUGGAUCCUCGACUACCGGUCAGGAGACUUCCGAUGAACCAAGCACCGGAUCACCGGUGUCCUCUGCUACGUCAGAACCAAAUGAAGUAUCAGAAUCGACUUCCAGCGGUAACAGUGAAGGCCCGGAGCAAACCACCCAACCAGCGGAAACUUCCGGUACGGAUCCAACCGAUUCGCCAAACGAACAAACUGACGCACCGAUUUCCGCUACCACAGGUGGUUCCCCUACUACCGCAUCCACGGUGCAAUCCACUUCCGGCACCAUCGGGAAGACCGCCGCCCCCACUUCUGCACCGGCUUUGACAACCGGGUCCCAGGCUGCGUCCACUACGCGCGCCUCGUCGGUCGCCUUCACUGCACCGGCCUCAUCGGCCCCUUCCACCGCGUCGCACCGACCGUCCCGCACCCGCCGCACCACCACGACCACCACCCGUCGGCCGCGCCGCACCCGCUCAACGACCACCACCACCCAGCGCACCACGACGCCGACCCGCCCGACCACACGGCCACACCCACCGCGCCCCACAACGCGUCCGACACCGCCGCCGCAUCCGGCGUUCCCGUUCUACCGGCCGACGACGCACGCCACGACCCGUCCACCGAAUCAUAACAACCAGGUGCUGAAUCAGCUACUGCAGUAUCUGAUGCUCAUGCAACAGUUUAUGGGGGGACGCGGCGGCUAAACGUAGAAAUUAUAUAAUUUUAAGAGCAGAUAUCUGUGCAGUCGUCAGUGACGCUUUAUUCAAAAAACAGAACCAUUGAUCUUAUAGUUGUGUAUGAGAAUUAUAUUGAGAAACUUCCUACCGGUAGAAAAUCAAAAGAAUACUGAAAGCUGUUUACGUCAGUGCUGUAAUCUUAUACUCAAUACAUAUUGAAAAAAAUUGAUUUUGGAGCU
Molecule: messenger RNA, 5715 nt
Organism: Paramacrobiotus metropolitanus
Lineage: Eukaryota; Metazoa; Tardigrada; Eutardigrada; Parachela; Macrobiotidae
Product: mucin-19-like
Exons: 5
Coding region: 68-5503 (1811 amino acids)
Source: RefSeq, a predicted model, not a curated record